AUAGUUUAAAAGGACAGACGCGAAACACAUUUCAGCAUGAGGGACCCCCUCACAAACUGUUCGUAUAAUCAAGUGUACAAGAACCUAAAGGAGUUUUCUCAAAAUGGAGAGAAUUUCUGCAAGCAGGUCACAUCCAUUCUUCAGCAAAGGGCAAACUUGGAGUUUAACUAUGCCAAAGGACUUCAGAAACUGGCAAUUAAGCUGAGCAAAGCAUUACAGAACACAAAGAAAAGCUGUGUCGUCAGUGCCUGGGCCUGGGUCUCGGAGGGCAUGAAGUCUGCGGCGGACCUGCAUCAAAAACUUAGCAAAGCAAUUGAGUUGGAGGCAGUAAAACCCACUCAUCAAGUCCUGAGUGUACAUGAGAAGAAGAGAAAAUCACUUGAUAAUGAAGUUGAAAAGACAGCAAAUCUUUUCAUUAGCAACUGGAAUCAACAAAUGAAGGCAAAAAAGAAGUUAAUGGAGAGUACCAGGAAGCAUGAAGCACUUUUCCAUCUUGUAGAAAGCUCCAAGCAAACGGUGACCAACAGGGAGAAGCAGAAGCUCCUCAAUAAAUUGAAAAAAUCGACUGAGAAGUUGACAAAAGAAGAUGAAAAUUACUACCAAAAAAACUUGGCCAGCUGUUCUACUAGACUGAAAUGGGAAAACACAGUAGAAAACGGCUACCAGAACAUCCUGGAGCUGGAGAAGGAAAGAAUUAAACUUUUAUGCAAGAACUUAAACCAGUACACCCAACAUAUUUCUGAUUUUGGCCGGACCCUGACCACAUGCCACACGCACAUCCACAGGGCUGUCAGCAAGAUAGACGUUGAGAAAGACAUCCAGGCUCUGAUGGAAGAAACUGCCGUGUCAUCUCUAGAAAACAAACCCGAGUUCCUACUGACUGAUUACUUUGAAGAAGAUCCCAACAAUGCAAUGAAUAAGGACCGACAAAAGUCUUCAAUAAAAUCAAAACUGUUGAGACUGCAAAGAGAUAUUGAAAAAGCCUUGAACGACCGGGAAGGACUCCAGCGAAUGCUGAAAGCUUACUCCAGCGACUCCUCAGACCCAGAGAUCCAGAGAAGCACAGCGGCCUUAAUGGACGAGACCAAUUUGAAACUAGACCUGUUGCAAGCAAAUGCCUAUAAACUGUCAUCAGUGUUAGCAGAACUUGAGCAAAGACCUCAACCCAGCCAUCCUUGUAGUAACUUCAUCUUCAAGCGGAAAGAAAAGCAGCAGACACAUAGUUAUGUAAGAAUACCUCGACCUUUUCUGAUGAAGAGAUCAGAGAAUGUUGUGAGAAGAGCAUCGUUUGGUGGGCAGAGCAAUCCAAGUUCUCCAUCGACAGCCUCCGGUGUGGCCCAGCAUGGCAACAGUCUUUGCAAAGCCUUAUAUUCUUUUCAAGCCAGGCAAGAUGAUGAGUUGAAUUUGGAAAUAGGUGACAUUGUGACUAUACACAAGAAAGAAGAAGGAUGGUGGUUUGGAUCUUUAAAUGGAAAAAAAGGCCAUUUUCCUGCUGCUUAUGUGGAGGAGCUCCCAUCAAACACUGGGUACACGGGCAUAAAACAAGGUUCUCAACAUACCGCCUUACACACACUGUAA
This is a messenger RNA of Molossus molossus (Pallas's mastiff bat), 1578 nucleotides long. RefSeq names its product nitric oxide synthase trafficking (gene NOSTRIN). The record is from RefSeq and is a predicted model, not a curated record. Lineage: Eukaryota; Metazoa; Chordata; Mammalia; Chiroptera; Molossidae. The transcript is spliced from 16 exons. Bases 37 to 1578 code for a protein of 513 amino acids. Gene Ontology annotation, cellular component: plasma membrane; cytoplasm. Gene Ontology annotation, molecular function: protein binding. Gene Ontology annotation, biological process: signal transduction.